AUCACAUCCAGCCCUCAUCCAGCCAGCCGACCAAUCACAUCCAGCCCCCAUCCAGCCAGCCGACCAAUCACAUCCAGCCCCCAUCCAGCCAGCCGACCAAUCACAUCCAGCCCCCAUCCAGCCAGCCGACCAAUCACAGCGUCCAGAUCUCCAAGCCUCUCUCCAGUCAUGGCGUUCCCUCGGCUCUCGGCCUCCAUGCUGUUGGCUUCAUUGAUCCUUCUUCUCUACUGGACCACUUCCUCAGCUCGGUCACAUGACCCCACAUCCACCAACCUCUCACCCCCCUACAGGGUGAAGAGAGACCUGCCUUUUGAAGCCAGAGAGAAAGUGGAUAGAGCUUUGGCAACUUUAGCAGAGGCAAAAGCGUUGCUCCCUUUGAUCAAAAAAGGACUUGAAAAAUUUGAUUCCCAAAAGUUGACAGCUGUGAUGAAGAGUCUCUCCAACAUCUCCAGCUUGGUGCCCGGCAUCGGAGGUCUGAUCACAGCUUUGGUCAACAUGGCCUUGAUCUUCAUCCCCCAGACCGACCCGGUGUUGAACGAGGUGAAGAAAGGGUUUGCUGAAGUGAACAGGAAGUUGGACUCUAUCUCCAUCCAGAUCUCCAACCUGGCCACAGACGUAGAAUGGUAUAACUACGCCAGCGUCUACUCUCAAGACGAAGUCCGCAUCCUCAACUCCUGGAAGAGGUUCAGUGAUCUUCUCCAGAACAGUAACUUGUUAACAAAUGAAGAAGACAAACUCCGACUGGCAGAGAUGUUCGUCAACUACUAUGAGAACACAGGAACUGAGUCCAGCGUGUCCAACCUCUACCAUUACCUGACGAUCAGAGACACGUCUCUCAGUAGAAACCUCAACGAUCUGCUGACAAAGAAGUUCAAAUGUGACAUUCAAGAGAUCGGCAAAUACAACGUCUAUUUCAGCAGUUUGCUGUGGAAGGGGAUGGUGCUGAACCAGGUCUACUGGAAACUGAUCGGGUUGGAUUCAACGGGUAUAGAAGCCGAACACACCAAGAUGUUCAAGGACGUCUAUGAGACUCAGAAAUUAACUGUGCACUACUGCCUGGCCAACUACAAGCACUACCUGAAGCAAGACGUGGUGGAGAUCAGCAAAGGACUCAGUGCCGACGACACUACAGCCAUCGCUAACAAGGUGAAAAGGUUCCUGGAUAGCAAGUACUUCUGGUACAACUGGGUGGUGAUGGUGUACAAAGAUGAAGAUAAGAAUCAUGAGUUAUACAACAUGAUCAAGAUCCCAGCGGGGACGACCACGGUAAAUGUGGGCCACGUUCAGAAAGCAGAGGAGAUAAGUAAAGAAGCCGUUAAAACCAACGUAGAUGGUUGCUACGCGAGGGAUUAUGGAAAACAUUAUCCGCCCCGUCCAGCAGUUCCAAUUACAACUGACGUGACAACAUGUAAAAAAAUUCAAACAAGCAUAUCGCAGUGCAGACGUGACACGGGGGCUGGUCCCAUUGGAGAGUUUGUUAAAGUGAUGCACGCCAGUUCUAGUGUGGAUUUGGUUCAAGUCCCAGAAGCCCUGUUGACUAUUAAGUGCAUAGUGGACAAAUGGUAUAACCCUUACAAGCUCUUUGUCUACUACUCCCGAACCUGCCAUGACUGCGAGAAAAAUCCAUGUAAGAACGGGAAGUGCAUUCCUCUGUGGGACACAAACGAAUACCUGUGUGAGUGUCCUCCUGGUUACUAUGGUGACAGAUGUGAAACGAGGAUUGAUAUCAAUAACAUCAAAGCUAUUUACAAAGGGCGCACUGUCCCUGACAUCACCAUCAGCGCCAAACUGAAGAAGAUUCAACUUACACUCGACAACAUGCGUCGUGGUCACUGACAACAACAAGUCAGAUUCAUCAUUGUCACAUACUCUGAGUACUCUGAGUACUCUGAGUACUCUGAGUACCCAGAGCUUUCCAUUUGCAGCUUCAUGCUAACAUCAAUACAUCCGCCCCUGAUUAAUCUACAUAUAAUAAGAUAAGAUAAGAAACCUUUAUCUGUCCCACAACGGCCCGUGUAUGUUGCAGAGUGUUCGUGACAUCCCAUAAUGACAAAGAAUUUUAGAAAUAUUUUCUGAUAUAUCAAAAAGAAUAAAUUGAAAUAACACAUUGACAUGAGUCCACCUGUGGUAAAUUAAACUGAUCGGACAUACCAUGGACCAGCUCUGGUCUGUCUCUAGACGGCCUCCCAGCGGACAGACCCCCCACCAGGAGGCUGGAGGACCUUCCUGCAGAGACCAGGGACAGGGAGUGGCAGAGCAACGUGGCCUCCAUGAGUCUUAGAUGGUCCAAGUCUGGAACAACCAGGACUCUCCAACAGCUCCUCAUUUCAAAGCCCCAGUAGUCCCAAAAUGGUCCCGUUGGACAGAAAGUCCACUAGUCCGUCAGCUAGGUAUCACA
Messenger RNA from Etheostoma spectabile (orangethroat darter), 2398 nucleotides. Its product is annotated as cephalotoxin-like protein. The record is from RefSeq and is a predicted model, not a curated record. NCBI's taxonomy places the organism in Eukaryota, Metazoa, Chordata, Actinopteri, Perciformes, Percidae. The transcript is spliced from 2 exons. Bases 169 to 1836 code for a protein of 555 amino acids.